Messenger RNA from Kockovaella imperatae, 3117 nucleotides. RefSeq lists its product as hypothetical. The record is from RefSeq and is a predicted model, not a curated record. NCBI's taxonomy places the organism in Eukaryota, Fungi, Basidiomycota, Tremellomycetes, Tremellales, Cuniculitremaceae. Bases 114 to 2981 code for a protein of 955 amino acids. The transcript is spliced from 2 exons.
UCUGUCGCACAUUUUCCCGCGACGGAUGAACGAGUAGUCCACAGGCGAUAGAUCUAUGAGAGCUGUUAGGGACCGCCCCCCAUCUGAGCAGUUUCCAGCACAACACCUGAGCCAUGUCCAUAUCGAGACUGCAGCUGGCGGCGGCCCUCUUAGAAUACGACAACGACGAUGAUGAACCGUCCUCUUCGCGACCUCAUAUCUCUCAUCGCGAUUCCGCCUUGUUCAAACCGUUCGCUCCUAAACCUCUGGAUGGAUGGGACCUCCCUUCGAAUGGUCGACGACACGAUGGCGAUGAGGGUCGGGCGCAGCCACGGAGACGACUUCAACCUAGUCCUGUGCCUUCUGUUCGACCGCACAAUGGACAGAUGAUGAACGGGCCGUAUCCUAGCAUGUCGUCGAGGCGAUUAGACAGACUCCUGGACCCGGACUAUGACGAAUCUCACGUUCAGCCGGAGGCGCAGACCCUCCCCGAACAUGUCCUCGACACACCUCAUUGGCAGUCCUCUCGACCCAAUGCCCCACCCCAAAUCACCCUUCCUCACAUCACGCCGCCCGAACCUGACAUUCAAUCUCCACUCGAUACCGUCUCAUCCUCUCCUGCCAUCCCCAGCGGCUCCUUCUUCCCACGUCCGCCGCUCCCGCUCCCGCUCCGAGACGCAGACGUAGGUCACUUGACGCCCGAAGCGAUCACCUCUCCACUUCAAGGGCGAGCAGCGUCCAUCCAUCUCAGCCUGAGUGGGAACAACAGCGCUCAGAGUCAACUCAGCGAGCGGGAGCAGGUUGAAUACUUUGGAGGGGCUGACGAUGUCGAAGAGGUCUUGCGACGCUCAGAACAGGUUCGAUCGCUUGCCGAGGGAGCUUUGCGAUCACCUCGGAUGAUCCCUCUUCCUCCUUCUCCCGGGAACACGCUCAACGCCAUGACCAGCCGACCCAUCUCUUCGCUCAGCCGUCUGUCAUCUUCCAAGUCGAUCUUCCACGCCAAUGCCGAUAUCACCCGAGACGAUGGCCCAAACCCGUUCGCGCUUCCUCCUCCACCUGCAGAACUGGGCAGUCGAUUCGACCCGAAGCGGAGCAUCGAUCUCGGUUCAGGCUCUCGACCAUCGAUGAGCAAUCGCGUGUCAUUCGCUGACCCAACUGGUCGUCGCAACUCACUUGGCGACAUGACUGGGAUAGAUCAAGACUUUGGCCCGGCUAUGCCACCUCGUCAACGUCGCAUGUCGGGAACUCCUGCUCAAGCUUUGGCUUCCCUUCCAUCCGAUAGACCCGCCUCCAAGACAUGGGAUGAUAUACCGACACCCAACGAGUUUGGUCGACCUCUCAUGCCUAAUCGAUACUCUACCAUGAGCAAUCUCUCCUCCCUACGUGAUAAGAGGACCUCGGUGCUUCGCCCACAAACACUGUUCAUGCCUCGACCGCUUUCUGGUAUCCUGCCCCCACCGUCCCCUCCCAAAAACGUACCUGAUGGCUAUACGCUCGGAGACAAACCACUUCCACCUGGUUCUCGAUCGUCCAUCUUGUCACUUGCCAAUCCCCGGCCUGGUCUACCAAUGAGUCUGAGUAUGAGGACAUUCAGGGACAGUCUUUUGGCAGAUAUACCGAGGGAGGACGUGGUUGAGGCACAAGGAGAGCAAGAAGGUGAACUCGAGCCCGAGGCAGAAGACGAACGGAGACCAGGCAAGCUGUACGGGACCAGCCUCAUGGAUCAGCUGGAAGCGAGGAAAGCGGCUCAACGAUCAAGACAGCGUGUCUUUGUCGGGGAUUCGAGACCCGCCAUGAUGGCUAGGCCAUCGCAGGGUCAGGAAGUUGAGUCGAUUCAGCCUGACACAGCUCAGCGCGAUACAAUCCUGCAGUCAAAGUCAAAUGUCGAUCUCGCCGCCUCCCACGAUAGAAUCUCCAAAUCGCGCUCAGUGUUCGGCGUCGAUCAGCUAUGGGAGAAGGAACUGGCCAAGCUCAAAGUGAGGCAGGAAGAAGAAGCACGUGAGGCGGCUCAGCAGGCCGCACGGGAAGCCCUCGAGGGGAAGAAACGAGGCAAAAAGGACAAAGGCAAGGGCAAAGUCACGCCCACGCCGAUCGAGCCGGAGUUGUUGUUGCCUUCUUCCCCUGUCAGGACGACUAUGGAGCUAGGACACGGACUGCCUAUCUCUCCCAUCAAGCGUCUGUCUGGCGGUCCACCAAGAUUGUCCUACUCUCCUGCCAAGGCUCCGCCGACAAUGAUACCGCACUUGGCUGGAGACGAGAGACGUGCAGCUGCGGGGAAGAAUGACGGAUGGUCGAGUGACGGUGAAGAUGAGAAGCAGGUUCCAUCGCCGGAGGUAGAUGACGAUGACUCUGACGAGGACGUCCCGCUCUCCCGGUUAGCGCCUAAGAGGUCCGAACUCGACGACGACGACUCGGACGAGGACGUGCCCUUGUCCAAGCUCGCCACUGGCAAACCGAAUGAAAACCGACCUGUCAAGCUCACGUCGCCCACGUUGAAUCUCGACACUGCAGAGUUUGGCACCAGCUCGCUUGGCUUAGACAUACCCGGCUUGACGCCGACCACGGCCGCCGCCCAGGAUGAUGAUGUACCGCUUGCUCUGCGUCGUCCUGCCACACAGCUGCUCGAUGCGGAAGACGACAUUCCUCUGGGACUGAAGCGUCAAUCCGCUUUCGCCUCUCCCUAUGGCGAUGCGUAUCUUGGCUCGUAUCCAUCGAUGGGGAUGCCAAGUCUCCCAUCGAUGCCAUAUGGCAUGCCUUACCCUCAAUACCCGCCUGUCAACCCUUAUGGAUACCCCGUAUACCAGUAUCCUCCCUAUGCCUAUGGAGUUAGUCCAUACCCUCGGCCAGAAUCCGUUCACGAGUACAUGAAUCCCAACUUUGGGAUGCCUCCGAGUGCGGCUCAGCAACAGGCUGCAGUGAGUAAGAUUGACAGUUGGAGGAAAGAGGUCGCUGUCGCGCCUGCCGGGGGAAGUAGUGGAUCAAGUGGACCGGGUGUGGCCUAACACUCUACAGUCUAUGCAUGUGAUGCGUCGAGUGCAGAUCGUCGUUGCCAUGUGGAGCGCCACAGUCGACGCUCGCCGUGUCCCGUUGGCACGCGAUGAAAAAAAAUUGGGCACUGUACCGAACAUUGAGCAGAGG